Messenger RNA from Mesorhabditis belari, 1356 nucleotides. NCBI's taxonomy places the organism in Eukaryota, Metazoa, Nematoda, Chromadorea, Rhabditida, Rhabditidae. The record is from the annotation of a GenBank genome assembly.
AUGGCUGUUCGCUGCUCUGAGUUGCCUAAUUUGGCUUGCGAGGAAGUUGGUGUCGCGUGGGGAAGAAUGCUCGAUAAAGAAUGCUGGAAUGAGAAAACGGCAACCCCAUCGUUUUCUCCAUUCUCAUCCACUCGCACUCCAUCAAAUGAUUCGAGCACAUGGUACAACAAUGUCUACAACUGGAUUCACUCGUCUCAGAGCUCUGAUGAAGCUGGUGGAUCAUCGCGUUCCUCGAGCUCGAAGGGCUCUCCGUGGGAUGACGACGCACAGGCACAGCUCAUCAAUGGACCAUUCUCCGCCUGGGAACCUCCCUUCAAACCUGUCCCCUUGCCCACACCUCAACUUAAAAAUCUCAACGAUUUCAAUCAAAAUCCUUAUGCGAAUAUCAUCGAGGGUCUGCUUAAGUUGAAUCUCGGCGAACAGGCGACCGUUGGUAACUCUGCCCUCAAUGUCCCAUCCACUUCCCCCACCUCUUCUAAUACUACCUCUUUUCUCAGCGAUGAGCCAAUGUGUCGACCUUGUGUCUCUCAAGUUCAGCCCAAUAAAACUGUCCCUCAAUUGGCUCAACCUCGUCCGAUCAUUGGACAAAAUCAGAAAGAUCACCACAGCGCUCCAUCUUUGGCUCAUGACAGCAAGCAAGCUGAAUGGCUUUUGCAACAAAUUGAGGCACAACGACAACAACAGGCUAUCUACGAGCAAAUGUGUCAAAUGAUGAUCAAUGCAAAUCAAGGAAAUGCUUCGUCGUGUCAAUCAGCGCUCACCCAGCGAAACUCGACUGCAAUCGAGUUGCACACGAAAUUGGAGGAAUGCUCGGAAGAAUAUCGUCAACUCGAAAAAGAGAGAAAACAGACCGAAGCCGAGCUCGCCAAGCACAAUCUGGGCAAAAAGAUUUCCUCGUCGAACGGUUUACCCAUUCCGCGUCUUCCCACCGCUCCGUCUCGUCUCGAUCGACUCAUCGUCGAUUUUCAUCGUGAACACGCCCGCAUUCUCACUCUUCUCGGGAAAAUGGAGCAAUUGAGAGGAGAACCCCUUCCAAUCAGUGUUCACAACGCUUUAAUGCAACUGCAGCGAUCUGUUGUCAUUUUGCAGAAUUGUCGCCAGGCUGAGAGAACAGCUAUCUUGCAAACACUUCGCGGAGAGCUUGUUCGAUAUGAUGAAGAAAAAGAAACAUUGGUUCUGGCGAGCGCAUUGUCAACAGUACGUAAAGCAGCGCUGCGAGCACGAUCCGCCAAUUGGGUGUCACUUGUUUCAACAAUCGGUGUCGCGGAUCCGUCUGAGCAACAGGUAAUCGAUCGUUUGAUUGCCUCCGAUUUCACCCUUGCUCCACCGCCAAUUCGCAGUCGUCCAGUCAAAAAA